This is a messenger RNA of Zootoca vivipara (common lizard), 4210 nucleotides long. The record is from RefSeq and is a predicted model, not a curated record. Lineage: Eukaryota; Metazoa; Chordata; Lepidosauria; Squamata; Lacertidae.
UGAACAUCUUGGGCCAACUCAUGUGGAGGAAGACCGCUCUCCAGGCACCAGAUUUCUAAGAUGUUUAGGGAUUUAAAGAUGAGAAGCAAUAUCUUGAAUUGUAUACUGGUAGGUGCUGCAGUUGUUUCAAGACAAGCGAGAGGUAUUCCAUUCAAGCAGUCCUAAGACUGAAUUCGUAAUCAUACCAUAUUUUCUCUUGGGCAGCCUUCAAGAGCUGGCCUGUGCACAAGCAGUCAAGAACGUUACCGGAGCAUAUCCAUAAUUGAAUUAGCUGUACGUUGGCAGGGUUGCAUUUCAGCUGGUGCUCUAACCAAAGUUAGUGUAAUGUGCCACAAGCCGCUGAAUUGACACUGGUUGCCAAAGGCACUGUUGAAGUGACUCUGAAGUGCUCUCCAGAUGUUGCUGGACUAUGAAUCCCAUCAUCCUUGACCUCUGGCCAUGUUUGCUGGCUUUGAUGGAAGCUGGAGUAUAACAACAUAGGGGAAGCCACAAGUUCCCCACCUCUGAAGGGUAAAAUGCUUCAUAUUCAGGAACUGCAUGUGCAAAGUGCAGUAGCAGUGUGAGUGGGCAGGGUGGCAUGGAUAAGUUAAUGGGGAGUCUCUGGACUGGCAGCUGUAGCAGCCCUACGUCUUGGACCCCACCCUCUCAUUCGUGGUGCCUAUUCACACAAUCCCCAGGGCUCCCCCCCCCCAUCUCAGGUGGAUGCCAUUGUCAUAAGAGAACAAGGGAGGCAUUUACAGUGUAUUCCAGCACCUCUUUUUCUAGAAAAAUAGCACGGCCAUCAGAGGGCACUCUUACUCCUGUGGUACCUGGCCGGCUGCUGCUGGCAAGAUACAAUGUCCAUGUGGCUUCAAUUAUGGCUUCUAAAUACAUGGUGCACAUUGGGUCACCAAGCUUCUGCUGGUCUUAUCUACUCUAAAGUAAAUCUAGUUCAGUUCAAUAUGACUUACUCCAAAGUAAGUGUGUUUGCAAUUGCGGCCUUACCAAGGCUGUUCUUUUAUGGGGGGGUGUAUGAGUGGAAAUGUUUGCUGGCUAUCAGGAAAAAAUGCUCUAUCUACUUCACAGUUGCUUUCAAUCUAUGAGCUGAAUAUGUUCAAUUAAAAUGUAAUGAAUUUGUGAUUUAAUGCUUAUGUGUUUGUUUGCUUUUUUAAAAAAGAAGGUGGUGGUGGUGGUUUUUAAGCAGAGGCCAGGGAUUCUUUAGUUGUGAUUCCUGCAUUGCAGGGGGUUGGCCCAGAUGUCCCUUGGGAUCACAUCCAGCUCCACAGUUUUAUGACAGGAAUUGUUUUUUAACCUGACUAAAACACUUGCUCAUUAAUAAAAUAAAUACUCUUAGCAAACCAACACCAAACCUUGGUUACGUGAAAUACAUUCACAACCGCACACAAUGUAACCGGCUGCACAUGAAUAAUAAGUAUUAUUUAUGUGCAGCCGGUUACAUUGUGUGUGGUUGUCAUUAAUAAAAUUAUGCUGGGAAUCUAAACCAUUUGUCAACCAACAUAUAAAAUGUAUAUUGAGAGAGAUUCUUAGCAGCUAGCCUGAUUGUGCUGUUAUGUAUAACCAUGUUGACCUGUGAACCUUGGAAUACCAAGGUGGCUUUUCCAGAUUGCUUCAGUAUUGGUUUCAGUGCUCUUUCUGCUGUGAAUUUUUGGUGCAAGCUGCUUAAAGUGUUUGCCAGAGGCAUCUGAUGCUGGUGCAUUAGUGCUUUCUGUUUCAUCUUUUCUUUUUUCUGGAGACCACAUUUCAUUCCCAUAAUCUUCUACCCUCAAAGACUGAAACGUAAGAAAAAUGUGAAAUGGUUUCUUAUAAUUAUUAACUUUGCUUUAUAUCAGUUCUUGAAUGCACUUCAAGUGUCCAUGUCCAUGUCCCAAUAAGGCUUCCACAUCAAAAUUAUGGCCAAGUCAAAGAAAACACUCAACUUUGGGGAGGCUCAAUGCCCCCCCCCCCUUGCAGGUGUCUUUACAUAGAACAAACAAGAGAUGGCCUUAAAAGCAGGCAGGGGUUGGAGAACGGGAACGAGAGACGCAAUGUUUUAGGAACAUUUAUUUUGAAGCUUGAACAUAGAAUGUUGGCCCCUUUCCUUAUAAAAUAAGGGAGUGCGUCCCAUUGCCUUUGUUGACAUGUCCUUUGUCCUGCUCCCACAUGGCGAUAAGAAUGUUUUUAAAAAUCAGCAAAUAAAAAGGCGGGGUGGGAUUGCUUUUAUAAGAAAGCUAGCAGAAUCCUGAAAGAAGACCCGCAGUCAGGACAGGAGAUUGAAAUAGCAUUGCUUUGUAUGCUGAAGCGCCAAGAGGCUUCUUUGCUGUCGGGACUCCUCAUCAUGGUCUUCCAUAUCGUCCUCGUCAUGCUGCUCUCUGGUGUGGGCAGCUCCUCUGUUUUAAAUUCCACAUCGCUGGAGGACCAGCUUUUCCAGUACAUUGACGACCAUCAAGAAAAAUUUGUUGAGACUCUUAAGGAAUGGGUAGCUGUGGAGAGUGAUUCCAUACAACCAGCACAAAGAUCAGAAGUGAUACGAAUGGUAAAAAAAGCUGAAAGUCGUCUCCAGGACUUAGGAGCAAAUGUGAUGUUGGUUGAUAUGCCCGUCCAGCAGGUGCUUGAUGGCCCAGAUAUUUCAUUACCUCCUGUCAUUCUGGCAGAGCUUGGAGAGGAUCCACUAAAGCCCACGGUGUGUUUUUACGGACAUGUGGAUGUGAUGCCUGCUAAAAAGUCGGAUGGGUGGGAAACAGAACCCUACAACUUGACUGAAAUUGGUGGGAACCUUUAUGGGCGUGGAGCAACAGAUAACAAAGGACCUGUCCUAGCCUGGAUACAUGCAGUGAGUGCAUUCAAAGAACUAAGAAAAGACUUGCCAGUAAACCUCAAGUUUCUUAUUGAAGGCAUGGAAGAAGCAAUCUCCACUGGACUAGAAGAAGUGAUUGAAAGAGAGAAAGAGCAGUUUUUCUCCAAUGUUGACUAUAUUGUGAUUUCGGAUAAUACUUGGCUCAGCACGGAAAAGCCAGCUCUUACGUAUGGGACUCGGGGAAAUGCCGGCUUCACUGUGGAGGUACAAGGUGGCGAAAGAGAUCUUCAUUCAGGAGCUCUAGGUGGCAUCGUCCAGGAACCCAUGUCUGAUCUGAUAGCCUUGCUUGGCAGUCUUGUGGAUUCAUCAGGCCACAUUCUGAUUCCUGGAAUCUAUGAUGGCGUUGCUAAUUUUACAGAAGAGGAGAAGAAGCUGUAUGAGCCAAUAGAAUUUGACUUAGAGCAAUACAAGUUUAACGUUGGUGUGAAGAAAUUUCUCUAUGAUACCAAGGAGGAAAUACUUUCACACUUGUGGCGCUUCCCAUCUCUCUCUAUUCAUGGGAUAGAAGGAGCUUUUCAUGAAAAAGGGAUCAAAACAGUUAUACCAUCAAGAGUCAUAGGAAAGUUUUCAAUCCGGCUAGUUCCUCACAUGAACCUUUCCACUGUGCAAUUGGAACGGUAUUUAGAAAAGGUAUUCUCUAAACGAAACAGCCCAAACAAACUGACAGUGAUUGCUGCAGAGGGUGCAUUGCCAUGGGUUACUAACAUCAAUGAUCCUCAGUAUAAAGCAGCUGCAAAGGCAAUUCAGCGAGUUUUUAAAAAGGAUCCAGAUAUGAUUCGGGAUGGAUCAACAAUUCCAAUUGCUCAGAUGCUUCAGGCUAUUACAAAGAAAAGCGUGAUGAUGUUUCCGAUUGGAGCAGUAGAUGAUGGGGAGCACUCUCAGAAAGAGAAGAUAAGCAGAAAAAAUUACAUUGAUGGAACAAAAGUGUUUUCCUCCUUUUUACUGGAGAUCUCAAAGCUCCAUAAGGAAUUACUGAGAGGCUCCAAGUGACAACUGCAACUUCAUGGCAGAUCAAGUGCACUUUGACUACUGGAUUUGUAGUUCUGUUAUGUAUGGUUACAAUUUCAGAAAAAUGUCAAAGGGCUCUUCCAUAAGUUCAGUUCCAGGACUGACAGACACUUGUUCUACCCCGCAACUACCUCCCGCCACCUCCAUUAUGAAUGCAUUUUGUCUUUUAAAUCUGUGUUCCAAUCAUCCCUAUAUCUCGUAAUGCACUUCAGAGCACAAAUAUACACUCAUAUUACUACAGGCUGGCUGUUCACUGCUGUAUGUUAAUGAUUGUUAUUAAUGUAUUAUAAAUCAUUGUCAACUGGUUUGUGAGAUGGUUAUUCUGACAAGUGGUGUCUUAUAUAAACCUUAUAAUAAAAUAAAGUAGGU